UCGUUUUUUUUUGAUAAUUAAUUCUAUUUUUGCUUCAUAUUAAAAUUAUCCUUCCAGAUAUAAAACCAAGUUGAUCAAAUGAUGCCACAUAUAUAAACCAAAAUGUUUGGGUUCAAACGUUCGGCGUUUCAACUCGUGGUGUGUCUGGCGUGGGGUUUGCAAUAUUACACCUUCGGUUCAUUAGUGUUAUGGUAUAUUUUCGCUUGUGGGUUGUCGGUGGCCGUGGUCCUGGCUGUUACAACUUAUGACCAUGACUACUGGAGGUCCCGAGGUGUGUUCUCGCCGCCGGCAUGGCCUGUUGUCGGGCACAUCCUGUCCGUGGUCAUGUUUAAAGAACAAGGAGGGAUGUGCUUCAAAAGGAUCUACGAUACUUACAAGGAUGAAAGAUAUUUGGGCACCCACCAGUUCUACCAGCGCACUCUAGUGGUCAGAGAUCCCGAGCUGAUCAGGAGGGUGUGCGUCAACGACUUCCAACACUUCACAGACCGAGGGUUCUUCUUCAAUAAGGAUGUGGAUCCCAUGGCCGGCUCUGUGCUGUUCUUGAGGGGCAACGAGUGGAAGAGGCUCAGGACUAAGAUCUCGCCGAUUUUCUCGCCAAACAAACUUCGUGGAAUGUUUCCGCUAAUAGAAAAUACGGCGGGAGAGUUCGUGACUAGAGUCAAAGACUUGCUGUCACAGCCUAAAGAUGUAACGAGUAAAAUAGUUGAAGAAAAUCCAGUAGGACCAUCCAACGGUGUCGGACAAGUCUCGUCUGUGGUCGACUCUGAGAAACUGGUUGGUGGUUAUACUGCUGAUGCUAUUGUGCCCUGUGCCUUUGGAUUGAAGAGUAAUGUCAUGUAUAACGACGAAGAUCCCUUCGCCGUGGCCUUGCAUGCGUUCUAUGAGAUGUCCGUGUUUAAUAUAUUUGAGAAGACGAUGCGUCAGUUCUGGCCGGCUUUUGUACUGUUCUUCAGAAUGAGAAUAAUACCUAAGAAGACGCAUGACUUCUUCUAUAACAUAGUUACUAGUGUGUUAAGGGCUCGAGAGAAAGGCGUUCAGGAGAAACGCGGCGACUUUAUAGACAUGAUGAUGGCGUUGAGAAAUGAUGACACCAACAAUAAUAGCUGUAAAAAAGACAAUGAGGAUGUCGAAAUCACCGACAUGGUGAUAUCAGCAAAUGCUUUCAUUAUUUUCCUGGGCGGCUUCGAGACCACCUCCUCGACCCUUGCCUUCCUGUUCCUGGAACUGGCUGCUGACCAGCGGGUGCAGGAGGCGAUGCGGCAGGAGAUCAGAGAAGUGCUGGAGAAACACGAGGGGAAGAUCACGUAUGAACUGCUGCAAGAGCUCGUGUAUAUGGAGAUGGUGAUUCAAGAAACCCUUCGGUUGUACCCUCCAUUCCCUAGCAUCCAGCGGCUGUGUACCAAAGACUACACGAUACCAGGGACUACCACCGUCGUGGAGAGAGGGACUAUCGUGCUCUUCCCCACUUUAGGGAUACAGAGAGAUGACCAGUACUUCGAGAACGCGUCUGCCUUUAUCCCGGAGCGCUGGUCCGAGGGCCGGCCGCAGCCGCCCCCAGGUGUCUACAUGCCCUUCGGAGAUGGCCCACGGUAUUGCAUAGGUAUGGUGUAUCCCUACUAAUA
Molecule: messenger RNA, 1622 nt
Organism: Trichoplusia ni (cabbage looper)
Lineage: Eukaryota; Metazoa; Arthropoda; Insecta; Lepidoptera; Noctuidae
Product: cytochrome P450 6B1-like
Exons: 8
Coding region: 103-1620 (505 amino acids)
Molecular function (GO): monooxygenase activity; iron ion binding; oxidoreductase activity, acting on paired donors, with incorporation or reduction of molecular oxygen
Source: RefSeq, a predicted model, not a curated record